AUGCUUAUUGAGUGCGUGUUGGGUUUGAAUGUAGCCUCUAUGAAGAAAGCAGCUAUUUCCACCUUGAAUCCGUUUUCCGGAGAGGGUUCUGGUGAUGUAAAGGGCACAGCAGCAGUGGUGGUCAAGCACAUACUGCCUUCCAGCUGUCUGGAUCAGGCCCUGUACAUCGGAGCAAAGGGUCGGGAUGAAGACGACUACCCUUUUGUGCCGAACUGCGGGCAACCGGCGGCAGACUCCAUCAAAUGCUUCCCUCAAAACAGUGUGGUGCAACUCUACGACGGCUCGACCGCGCUCAUUCAGGAGCUCGAUGUCGGAGCUGUGCUAGAUGAUGGAGAUGGAGAACCAACCAAAUUGAUUGGCUGGCUGCACAAGAACGACAGUUACUGGGGGUCGGACUGGGUUGAGCUCGAAACCGAACGAGGCGAUACACUCACCGCCUCGUCCAGCCACGCCGUCUUCACAAGCUCGGUCGCUGGCGCGCAAGAGACCGCGAAGGCGAUGCGGCAUGUGCGGUCGGGCGUGGACCAAUUGUGGAGUGCGAACGCGACGGCCUGGACGAGCGUCACGCGAACGCGCCGCGUCUACUCGCGAGGGCUGUACGCACCUUUGACGACCAGCGGCUCGUUGGUGGUGAGUGGGUUCAAGGUGUCUGUGUUUUCGGAGUUAAGAGGGAGGCACGGAGCAUUGGCAUCGGUUGUACUUAGUCAAAAAGGGCGGGACGCGCACACGCGUGCGCUGAACCAAGGCGGCCGUUGGCUAGUGGAGUUAUAUAAGCAGGAAAUCGUACGAAAGACGUUGCAAUCCGUUGCGGGCUGGUUCAUCGCCGAGUCUCGCUACGGAGACAAGUUCCUGACAGCGGCGGAGCAGCUGGCCACGAAGUACUCCCACUUUUUAUCUUCCUUUUGGCCGAGGUAA
Gregarina niphandrodes is the source of this 915-nucleotide messenger RNA. Its product is annotated as hint module protein. The record is from RefSeq and is a predicted model, not a curated record. Bases 1 to 915 code for a protein of 304 amino acids. Gene Ontology annotation, biological process: protein autoprocessing. Lineage: Eukaryota; Apicomplexa; Conoidasida; Eugregarinorida; Gregarinidae. The transcript has a single exon.